AUUAAUGUUGGAUUCUUCUUCUUUACAGACGUCCAGAGGCGGUCCGCGACUCAUCUCAAUCAGCAGGACUGACCAGGGCUUCGGCUUCACCCUACGCCACUUCAUUGUCUACCCACCGGAGUUGUCGGAGCUGCUUGGUGACCAUGGGGGAGCCGCCGCACCACUCUCCUCCCUCGACCCUCUUGACACUAUCUUUGUCAAGCACGUGAGGCCAGGCUCUGCUGCCCACCUGGCUGGCCUCAGGACUGGUGAUCGUGUAGUGAGUGUUAAUGGUGAGAGUGUGGGGAGCCGGACCUACCAGGAGGUUGUGGCCACCAUACAACGGUCACCUCCCACACUACAGCUCAUGGUAGUACCCCGGGAGCAGGACCUACUACAGCAGGUGUUUGGAGACACAGCCCACAACCCAGAGAGUAACUUGGACAUAAGAAUGCCCAGUCCUGGUCUCUUGCCCCUACAACAAUCCUUAAGACAUUCAUCACCAGCUAGUCUGAUUCAGUCACCCAUAGGACUCCCACCCACACAGUACCCUCCAAGUCUUUCACCAUCUGCCUGGUCGUCUCAGUCAUCAUUGACCUCACACCUGUCCACAAUGUCUACUGGACCUCACCCGCCGUCAGUCAUGGUGGCUCAUCCGCCGUUUCAUCAGAGGCCUCACCAGCCCGCUAAUGUUUCUCAGCCACACGGAGCUCACAUCCCCAUUCAUCCCCACCAGCAGUCAGCCAUCCGGGGAAACCAGUCCUCUGUGUUGUACAGGCCCAGCACCAGAAAACACUCCCUCUCUGCUGGAGGAGAUAAACAACCAGCAGUCAGUUCUCCUAGCAGGAAACAGUCAUUACCUGGGAUGGCAGACAGAAGGCAAGCUGUCUAUACUAUUCAAAAUAGUCUGUCCUCAGUGCCUCAUCAUGUGCCUUCUGUACCAGGGAAACAAAGUCCCUUGCCUACAAGUACAAAUUUAUCACAUACUCCAUCAAGUGAACCUUCUAAUAACUCUGUAUUUGGAGUGUAUGAACCAAUUCUCGAUAGAGCUAUGGGAAAAGGGAGCUGUAGAGACACUAGAAGACUAGAGCGAGACCCUGAUGGGCGUAUAUACGAAGUUGUACAGACUAGAGUUAUAGAAAGUAAACUUAAAGGUGGUGAUGGUAAGAAGAAAGGAACUGUUAAACAAAAUACACAAGGUGUUAGUAACAAUCCUGGCGGUCAUAUUGAUAGGAAGUCAUCGGCUGGCGGAGAAGCUGAUGCUAAACGAGUUCGUGUUCAAUCCCUUUCCCCUCCCCGGUUAAAACUAGAUCAGACUCACCCACGCAGUGCUAGUGUACACCCAAGAUCUGAAGGAUCAAAUGCCAACUUACAAAGAGAUGCAAAUGUAGGCGGCAGUCACCAAAGUCUCAGUAGCACAAAAAGUGAAGUGUCCUCAUGGAGUGGUAACAAACAUAACUCGUAUUCAAGGAGAAGUUGCACAGAACCAAUCCUUAGCUGCACAGAAAGUGGCCAGACUAAUGAUAAAUCAACACAGGAAGUUAUUGACAGAAUUAAAAAGAAUGUGGAAAGAAAGGAGGAAUUCUUGAGAAGACCAAAUCAACCAAUUUGGCUGCCAGCAAGUAAAGCUCCCAUUAUUCAUAGUGAUUAUCAUGUUAAUCCUCAAAGACUUCCACGUCCUUUAUGGCCACCACCGGCAGCUCAAACUCCUCCAUCUCCUGGUGCUAUAACGAAGGCACUCAGUUUUAUCGUUGGUCCUAAACACGAUCAGGUACGGAGAGUAAAGUCCGAGAUGGAACACAACAAUGACUCGGAUGGUGCCAGAGACAGUAGUGUGCCUGCGUCUCCGUCAACUCCACAGGGCAGUAGUAAAACGGAUUCUUUGUCAGAUACAAGUGGAAAUGAUCUCGCAAACUGUACAGAAAACCAGGACUUGUCUUCAGCUCAAAGUACUUCUGUUGCAUUACACAGAUCAUUAGUUGGCAAUGCUGUACCUAAGCCAUAUAGUGGAAGUACUUCUGAAGCUAAUCCAGCCAAUGCGCGGUAUGGAAAAGCUUUCGUAACUACUCUAUCCCGUAUUCAAGAAAAUAUUCCCAUACCAGAGCUUGGUUCAUGCUCGUCCAUCGCAAGUCAGGGUCGUCCAAACAGCAAGCAAGGUGACGUAUUGCAUGGUGUAACUCCUGGUGGUACUCCAAGUGGCAGUGAAACGUCUCUCAAUUCUUCAAUUAUACGGCCAAUUCCGUUAGCUUGGGUGGGUGACAACGAGCGCAUAAAACAGCUUCAAAUUGUGUCGAAGAGAGCCAAACAGUUUGAAAGUAGCCAGUUAGAGAAAGAAGCCUCAACCAAAUCAGCAUUCCAUCGCUUUGAGCUUUCACGACUGUCGCAGCGUUCUAAGAUCCCAAAUGUGGCCCAACGGAAGCAAGAGUUUGAGAAGAGAGAAGGUGACCAUCUUCCUCUUGGUUUUGAGUUUGAGUUUGGCACUCACUACAAUAACUCACCAAGGCAGCGUAAGAGUGCCGAAUUAGUGCGAGCUAACUUGCCGUCUCAAGAUGUGUCACCGUCCCCUGCAAAAGUGUUUAGGUCUCUCUCUGACGGAGGCAAUGUCUUCCCCGUCAGCAGAAGGCUUUAUGCAUCUGGUCCUGAUGAUGGAAGAUCAUCUCCAUCAACCGUGGAAGACUCUGGACCACGAAUUGGUAUGAAUCGUUCGAUCCCCAUUGGUGGUCCACAUAUACACUGUGCACCGCCCUCACACAGACCUCAGAGUGAUUCUGAUGUGUUGGAAAGAGAGCGAUCAAAUUCAGUUUGCUCGCAGGUGUCCAUGACAAGCUUGUGGUCUACACAGUCCAUGGAUGAAACUGGCACUGCCAGACAAAAACCUGUUGCUCGUCAAAACUCGUAUCUGAGUGCUCUCCGAUCUCCUCUGCCUGACGGAGAGUUAGCCAAGAAACACGGUGAGAAUAAUGAGUCGCCAGGCACCAGCGACACUCCUUCCUACCCCUCACCCGCGGCCACCUCCCACGCCCCUCGCCUAAAACGCCCAACCUUCCUACCAAUCAAGAAUCAUGCUCGUCCCGCUCUCUCAUCCAAUGACAAGCGAUCUCCCAUCGGAGCUGGCAAGGGAUUGGAGGAGAGAUCGCAUGAGUCCCUCCUCCCCCUUGUUAUCAACAGGGCUCAGAAAGCACCUUAUUGUUCGCCACUCAGCAGCCUGACCAAUAGCAUGUACCAGUUACCAGCAGUGACGAUUCCAACGGCGCUGCCUUCAGUGGGUGGCACAAGUGCGGGCGUGGUGGGCGUGGGCGUGGCAGCAGGCACCCCUGUGGUGAUAUCGUCAGCAACCCCUACCACAACCGCCAACCUGCCCGUCAUCACCGCCUCCUCCGGCAGUGACGCCCUCGUGUCUCGCAGGAGUAAAACUGUCUAUGGUGAGUACAGCACUGCCCCCUCCCUUCAUGUUUAUGUUGAGGCGUCCCUUCAGGAAGCUACACGCCAGAACAUCGAUGCCUCACUGUACUACCAUGACGUGUGA
This is a messenger RNA of Homarus americanus (American lobster), 3505 nucleotides long. RefSeq lists its product as uncharacterized. The record is from RefSeq and is a predicted model, not a curated record. The transcript is spliced from 9 exons. Gene Ontology annotation, molecular function: protein binding. NCBI's taxonomy places the organism in Eukaryota, Metazoa, Arthropoda, Malacostraca, Decapoda, Nephropidae. Bases 5 to 3505 code for a protein of 1166 amino acids.